AUGGACAACAGUGUUGUGUUGCUGCAAACCGUGCUGGUCCAGGUAGAGGACAAUCACGGACGAUGUCAUCUAGUACGUGCCUUGCUGGAUUCCGAAGCACAACUCAACAUCGUUACCGAGCGCCUUACUCAACAGCUGGGUGUGGCGAAACGCUGGCAGAUACCUCGUCAAGUUCAGCUAGCCGAUCCUUCGUUUCACAGUCUUGGCCCGAUCGACCUCAUCAUCGGCGCAGAGCUGUACUACGAAGUCGUUAAGGAAGGACUCAUCAAGCUAUCCCACGAAAGAGUGACACUACAAAACACUGCUUUCGGUUGGGUGAUAGCAGGUAGAGUCAAUGUACCAUCACCAUCUUCAUCCAUCGUGGGACACGUCUGCAGUAAUAGCAUCGAAGAGCAGCUGAGCAAAUUCUGGGAGCUGGAGUCAUGCCGAGCUACCAGCACAUUAUCAGUCGAGAAGAGCAAUUGUGAGAAACAGUUCGCAGCCACCACCACCAGAGACACCGACGGUCGAUUCAUCGUGCAGCUACCGAAGCGAGAGGAGAAGCUGGCUCUUCUUGGGGAUUCGAAAGGGAUAGCUACACGCCGGUUCCUUGCCUUGGAACGUCGGCUAUCCUCGAAUGCCUCAUUGAAGACAGCUUACACACAGUUCAUCGAGGAGUACGCAGAACUUCAGCACAUGACAGAAGUAGCCGAGAGCGAUGCUACAACUUCCUCACCAUCAUACUAUCUUCACUGCAUCGUGCGACCAGAUAGUACCAUCACUAAACUCCGAGUGGUGUUCGACGCUUCGUGUGCAACAGACACCGGAACAUCUUUAAACGAUGCACUGAUGAUCCGACCCACUAUCCAAGACGACCUGAUGUCCAUUCUAUUGUGGUUUAGAAUGUCAAAAUUUGCCCUGGUAGCAGACAUCGAGAAGAUGUACCGGCAAAUCAACAUAGCUGCCAUUGAUCGUCCGCUGCAACGAAUCCUGUGGCGAAAUUCUCCAAUCGGGCCGAUACGGACGUUCCAGCUCAACACCGUCACCCACGGCACAUCAUGUGCUCCGUAUUUGGCCACCAAAACCCUGCAAGUGCUAUCUCAGGUCGGAGCUAGCACCCAUCGCGAAGCGGCAACCAUCCUCGGACGAGACUUCUACAUGGACGACAUACUGACUGGCGUAAACAGCAUUCCCGAGGGUCAACGAGUAUGUCAGCAACUCAUCGAUCUCCUGGGUUCUGGUGGAUUCUGCUUGCGGAAAUGGGCCACCAACAACAGGCAGAUCUUCGAACAUCUGUCCCAGCAUCUGCAAGAUGAAAGGACAAUUCUCAACUUGGAUGCAAAGUCACCGAUCAUCAAGACACUCGGACUGAAGUGGAACGUUUCCACCGACGCCUUUGUGUUCAACAUCCCACGCUGGAAAGCAGAUAACAUCAUCAACAUCAAAAGAAACGCGCUUUCGGAUGUGGCAAAACUGUUCGACCCAAUCAGACUGGUUGAACCAGUUAUCAUCCAAGCCAAGCUGUUUCUUCAAGAGCUGUGCAGAUGUCAGAUCGCCUGGGACGAGCCGUUGACACCAGCACUACAAAACCGAUGGCUCCUGUUUCGCGAGAAGUUGAGUGAAGAAAAUCUCUUCGAUUAUGGUGCCUGCGAUAAGACGAACACCGUGGACGAUAUGGACGGUGCUGUGCGACGGUUGCGCGAAGUGGUACCGUAA
Messenger RNA from Anopheles merus, 1695 nucleotides. RefSeq lists its product as uncharacterized. NCBI's taxonomy places the organism in Eukaryota, Metazoa, Arthropoda, Insecta, Diptera, Culicidae. Bases 1 to 1695 code for a protein of 564 amino acids. The record is from RefSeq and is a predicted model, not a curated record. The transcript has 3 exons.